This is a messenger RNA of Leptinotarsa decemlineata (Colorado potato beetle), 1857 nucleotides long. RefSeq names its product chromobox protein homolog 1. Lineage: Eukaryota; Metazoa; Arthropoda; Insecta; Coleoptera; Chrysomelidae. The record is from RefSeq and is a predicted model, not a curated record. Gene Ontology annotation, cellular component: nucleus.
GGUCCUUUUCCUAACCUUCUUUGGUCUGUUUACUGUUUGUAAACAAUUCGACUUCAUUUUCUGACAAAUUUACAGCUUUUAAAAAUAUUUGUAUGCAAAAAAUACAUAACAGUGAAGUUCUACUUUAUUAUUAGUUCACAAACAUUUCGGUUUACUUAAGUAUCAACUUCAAUUAUAAGACUGAAAUUAUACAGUGAUGGUUAAAACUCGUGCAAAGGAUGAAUCUCAAGAUAUUUCAAACCCUCUCCCAACAACUUCUGGUCCAUCGAGUGGGGCGCCUGAGGAAUUUUCUGUUGAAAAGAUAUUAGACAAAAGGACACGAGAUGGUAAAGUUGAAUACCUGUUGAAAUGGAAAGGAUAUAACGAAGAAGACAACACAUGGGAGCCAGAGGAGAAUUUGGACUGUCCCGAUUUGAUUGCAGCUUACGAAUCGCAAUUCGAAAUUGCCUCUGCUGCAAAAGCAGAAGAGGCUGACAAAUCAAAACGGAAAAAUAUAACCGAAGACAAUCGAGCAAGAGGUUUUGAUAGGGGACUCGAACCAGACAAAAUUGUAGGGGCUACAGAUGCCAGUGGUGAGCUUAUGUUCCUAAUGAUGUGGAAGAAUUGCCAGGAAGCCGACUUGGUUCCCGCAAAUCAGAUGAACGUUCGGUGCCCUGAAAUUGUCAUCAAUUAUUAUGAGAAUAAGAAGCAGUGGUUUACUAAAAACAGUGUUAUUGAACUGGAUUAGAUAUUCAUUUUAUAAAUUGUAAUAUCAAAAUUUAGUAUUUUGAUUUUUUCCAUUGACACGGGAAAUUACUUGCUACAUUUUCUUUGAUUUGAAUUAUUGCCGCAGACAUUUUUCAUUGGAUUUUUCAUUCAGUCUCUUUUUCAUCCACACCUCUUAAGGAAAAUGAAGAAUUCUCAAAGUGACUGUACUGAUAUUCCGUUAAAUAUUAAGUGUAUUAAUUUAACAAAAAUUCUCCCAAGAUUUCUGUUAAAGAAAGUAUUUGAGAAAAUUUAGGAUUGAAAGUGGAAGGCGAAGCGUUUUUCAGAGUUAAAUAUUGUGAUAAUUGUGUAAAAUUAAGGAUUGGAGUACAAAGGGUCUCAUUGAAAUCCGCUCAUCAUGAAAUGAGGAUAACUCUGGUGUCUCCAACCAAUUAAGUGGAAAAAUGGUAUAUGCAAUAUUGUAUAGCUGGUCAAUUUCAUUUUUACAAUCUAUCACUGAAAUGAGCUUUAAAAAGUCAGUUUUGAGGAACUAGACAAAACAUUGGGAAUAUAUACAUCAUUCAUUAUUUCAUAUAUUUGGAGUAAACUAAUCGGAGUUGAAGUAUAAACACAAAUAUUUUGAUUUAUUCACUGAUUCUGAUUAUUAUCUUUCAAUUUUAUUUAAUAUUUUGAUAAAAACACGCGAUCUACAUCACGCUUGGUUAUAAAAUAGAUUCAAUGUACUUCUGCGUUCCAUUAACAGAGGCGCACCAAUGUUAACAUUUCCUAACGAGUUUCUUGCUCCAUCUAUUAACAUGUUUACGAAGUUAGCCCAAUGUCAUAUCUCGCAUCAUGAGAUUUUAAAAACAAAAUCGAAUUGGUUGAAUACCAGGGUUCCUACACACCUUCAUUUCAUUGUUAGUUUUCGAAAUUAUUGAACACUGUGCAGGGACACAUCUUCUGAUACAUAACCAUUAUACUGGCUCCCUAAUAGGUACCUUUUUUUAAAAUUUAUCAAUCACUAUGCGGAGUUGACUUUUUCAUUUUUGUGAAAAAAUAUUACAAUAGAUGUAACAACGAAGAAGUGAAUGUUUUUGUCUAUAAUUCUUCAUGACAAUAACCAAUGUUUUAUUGUGCAUGACGUUCUAAUUAUUAUAUGUAGAUACGAAGAUA